GAGAGAGAGAGAGAGAGAGACCGAAAAAGGGAACGAAAAAAAAACAGGAGACAAAAGGAAAACAGAGAUGUUAAAAAAAAAGAAGAAGAAGAAAAAUGCAAGAUAAAAAAUAUAUAUAUACUGAAAGGAAGAGAAAGAACAACUCUCCCAUAACAUAUGACACGCAUGCGUAUACAUUUCACUUGGGAGUAGAGUGGCAGCGCUGGUGGGUGGAGCUGCAACCUGACAGUUACCAAGAGUGAGUGGUUGAGAAUGAACAGAACCUUUCGUGCGUAGAGUGACAGCGCUGGUGGGUGAAGUAACAUCACAGCGUCCCAUCUACCAAGAGUGACUGACUGAGGGACUGAGUGUUCCCGUGACGCCCUUCGCAGCUGAGAUACAAGGCGUCUGCACACGGAACACCAUCAUGCCACUAUCUCCCGUUCAAGACUUACUGCAGCGCCACCUGUCUGCCGCGUCAGGAUCAGGCAGAGACGGAGGGUACUAUGGGGGCAGCGGCUGUGGUGGGCUGGAGGUGUUCGCCUUCCUAGCUUUCCUUCUCGCUCUCCUCGACCUCUUCCUCGACCUGAACGAGCUGGCGCUAAACGUAGACGUCAGUACGGACAGAAGGACACGCCGGGCAAACUCCUUCUCUCCCUCGGGAUGCACGAAUGACGUGGGCGUGGCGGAGGGAGUGUGGGCGGCAGGACGGUUAGCAGAGGGUGUGCUAAAGGCCACCACAACUACACCCACCUGCGGCCAUGCCCACAUGUGUCACGCAGCAGCAGCAGCAGCAACACGGGGCCCUCUGGCAGCCACUCUCACCUCGCUAGCUGGGCAAUGGCUUGCAAAGUGGCCUGCUCUCAACGGUUCCAUUCUCGGCACCACCACCCUGCUCGCCGCCUCCACCCUCGACUGCCCCGCCAUACACGACGCCUGCGGGAGUGGUGAUAGUAGAGAAGCACCCACGUAACACCCAUAUAACAUCCAUAACACCCACUUACCAUCCAUACAUCUACCACGUUGCACAAUCAACAUACAUACAACCAUAUGACACCCAUGCAACACCCAUGCGACACACACAACACCCAAAUGACACACACACACACACACACACACACACACACACACACACACACACACGUAACACACACAAACGACAUCCAUACAACACCAAUGCUACACACACACAUAUCACACACGCUACACACGCAACACCCACACAACACCCACACGACACCUACGUAAGAAUCAAGUGACACCCAUACAACACUCACGUAGUAACAGUGCAACACUCACACAACACUCAGGCUAAACACACAACGUCCACCCUACACACAGAACAUUCACACAGCACCCAUACAAUUCACGCCACAGACGCAAUACUCACGUAACACAUUGUAGUAAUGGUUCUGCCAGUUUAAAUACAGAAUAAAAAACAAA
Messenger RNA from Scylla paramamosain (green mud crab), 1422 nucleotides. RefSeq lists its product as uncharacterized. NCBI's taxonomy places the organism in Eukaryota, Metazoa, Arthropoda, Malacostraca, Decapoda, Portunidae. The coding region runs from base 407 to 952 and encodes 181 amino acids. The record is from RefSeq and is a predicted model, not a curated record. The transcript has 4 exons.